CAUGCAUGCUCCGUUCAUAGGUAGCAAUCUCCUGCCUGCAUCUCACUUUCUUUCUUUCUUCUUUACUCCGUAUCUUGGGGCGUAUUCUGGGGUCCUGGGUCUCGAGCGAGUGGCUGAGAGGGAUCGCGUGGCUCGGGGGGGUUGCAAUAAGGAAAAUGAGUACGACUGCGCAAUGUGAAACGCCAGGGGGGAGCAAAAUGAAAGAAAGUUUAGUUGAAGUUCAUUCUUUGUUU
Molecule: messenger RNA, 233 nt
Organism: Thermothelomyces thermophilus ATCC 42464
Lineage: Eukaryota; Fungi; Ascomycota; Sordariomycetes; Sordariales; Chaetomiaceae
Exons: 1
Source: RefSeq, a predicted model, not a curated record